CUAUCACUCUCUUGAGCCUUUUUUUUCCAAACACGUCAGUGGCUCAGUAUGCUCAUCAACAACUAGUUAGUAGAUAGCUAUUCAUUUACACUCAACAAGAACCAAAGUGAUCCUUUCUCAAUCAACUCUACCUCAACUUCAUCAUUGACAUACUAAGUGAGAUAACACAAAUUCUUAAAAAAAAUGGGAGAAAUUAUAAGCAACAAAUUCGUGACAAUAAAACAUCACAUAGAUGGAGCACCAAAGGAGGAAGAUUUUGAGCUCAUUACUGCAAAUAUUAGCAUAUCUUCUAUUGAGGCAGACUCCUCCAACUUUGUCCUCGUCAAAUGUCUUCAUGUUUCCAUUGAUCCAUACCAGCUUAACCGCAUGAAGGAAUAUAGCCCUUCUCAAAAUUCGAUUUACCAGGCUAAUAAAUUGGUUCCUGGCAAGCCAAUUAAUGGAGCAGGAAUUGGUAAAGUCAUGGUUUCGAGGCAUCCUGAAUUUCAAAAGGACGACAUAGUUUCUGGGAUGUUGAGUUGGGCAAAUUAUGUGAUGGUGGAGGAUGUCAAGUUAUUGAAAAAAUUAGAUCCAAUGGGAUUUCCCUUGUCAUACCAUGUUGGAAUUCUUGGGGCUUGUGGGCUGGCAGCAUAUGCUGGAUUUAUUAGUUUGAGCAAGCCGAAGAAGGGGGAGAGGGUGUUUGUAUCAACUGCUUCAGGAGCAGUGGGAAAUAUAGUAGGACAAUACGCAAAGUUACUAGGUUGCUAUGUCGUUGGAUGCGCAGGAACCCCUGAAAAGGUUGCUUUACUGAAGGAAAAGCUUGGGUUUGAUGAUGCAUUCAAUUACAAAGAAGAGAGCGACUUCAAUUUAGCUCUUAAAAGAUACUUUCCAGAAGGAAUUGACAUAUAUUUUGACAAUGUGGGAGGAGAAAUGCUAGAAGCAGCAGUUGCAAACAUGAAUACUUUUGGUAGGGUAGCUGUAUGUGGGGUGAUAUCUCAGUACACUGAUCUUACAGGAAGAAGGGCUGCUCCUGACAUGAUCAACGUCAUUUAUAAGCGAAUCAUCAUCCAAGGAUUCUUGGCUACAGAUUAUAGAGAUGAACAGAAUUUUGCCGAUUUUGUAUCAACAACAACUAGCUAUCUUCGUGCAGGUCAAAUGCAAGUUCUUGAAGAUAUCUCUUUUGGACUUGAGAGUAUACCUUCAGCUUUUGUGGGUCUCUUUUGUGGGCGUAACAUUGGCAAGACCAGUGUUCAAAUUGCAGAGGAUUAAGUAGUUAAAUGACUUUGUUAUUGUAAUUCACAAAUCACAUGAAUAUGUUAUGCAGAGUGCAGUUUCCAAGCUCCUAAUAGUCUCCCACGCCCUUCUCGUUCCUUUUUAGAAGUGAAUUUCUUUUCUGGUUUUUCCUAUACUACUUUAGUAUGUUUAUAGGGUGUCAAACACAAAUGAAGAACCUUUAUAUAUUGUUUGCGAGCAAGUUUUCUCAGUGUGAGUAUCAUUUCCAAUUUUAAGGUUUGUGUAAUUGUGUAGAGUUCAAAUCAUCAUUCCAAUAAUAUAUAUGGUGAAGAUUUCUCUUGGAGUGGCA
Beta vulgaris subsp. vulgaris (sugar beet) is the source of this 1558-nucleotide messenger RNA. RefSeq names its product 2-alkenal reductase (NADP(+)-dependent). Lineage: Eukaryota; Viridiplantae; Streptophyta; Magnoliopsida; Caryophyllales; Amaranthaceae. The transcript has 5 exons. Gene Ontology annotation, molecular function: oxidoreductase activity, acting on the CH-CH group of donors, NAD or NADP as acceptor. Bases 184 to 1245 code for a protein of 353 amino acids. The record is from RefSeq and is a predicted model, not a curated record.